Salvelinus sp. IW2-2015 is the source of this 4095-nucleotide messenger RNA. RefSeq names its product zinc fingers and homeoboxes protein 3. The record is from RefSeq and is a predicted model, not a curated record. Gene Ontology annotation, cellular component: nucleus. NCBI's taxonomy places the organism in Eukaryota, Metazoa, Chordata, Actinopteri, Salmoniformes, Salmonidae. Gene Ontology annotation, biological process: regulation of transcription by RNA polymerase II. Gene Ontology annotation, molecular function: DNA-binding transcription factor activity, RNA polymerase II-specific; DNA binding.
GUUCGUGUCCAACACUUUCGCUUCGUUAGAGCGUAUCUCUCUAUACAUUCACCGUCCAACCCCCGCCCUUCUCCAAAAUUUAGAUGAAAGGGUUUAGGAUGUUGGGUGACGCUCUGAAUCACGUGUUCAUAGGAAAUACACUCCGUAUAAUUUUUGGCUACCUCGUCCUGCCGCCGAGCAUAGUUGUUUUCUGUCCAUACAGUGUGCGAGGAGAGGUAAUGUACCUUGCUGUGGUCACUGUCGGACGGGUUCACGCCAGUUGAUCGGGUUCAACUGAGGAGAGGACCCACCCCCCUCCUCUCAAAGCGCAACGAACGGAGCUAAUCUAAUAUUAUUAAUUUCUAUAUUAAUGUCGUAUUCCAUUUUACCCCGGUCGAACUAUCAAGGUUCCCAGUGAACUGCUAAAACAGCUGUCUAACCCUAACUCAUCGUGUGAGAGGAGUCCCAGAAGCUGAGGGCAAACAUGAAGCAACACUGUGAAGUCAUCGCGGCCGGCCCAUGACACUUAAACUCUCAGCCCUAUCCACAAACCACUCGCCCUCCGUUACCAUACGGGACAACCAGUCAGUCACCCAUCAUCUGCACACAGCUACUUUACAAUGGCCAGCAAGAGGAAGUCAACAGUGCCCUGUAUGAUCACAUCCAAAAGCAAACACAUGCGUGAGGAGAUCAUACUUGGCUGCCUUCCUGAGCUCCUACCCACAAUCCCAGAGGACAGCAUCCUCAGUAUAUCUGGAGAAGACAGAGGCCAUUUCUCCCAUGAUUCCUCCAGACCUGAAAGGGGCGACAAAUGGCAGAAAGGUAGCACAUACAGCUGCCCACCCUGCCGCUUUGAGUCCAGAGAGCUGAACUACUUUUUGGACCACCUGCACAACUGCCACAUAGACUUCAGGGCCCAACCCAGCUUCUCCUGCCUGAACUGUGGCGUGUCAGUGGUCAGGUUUGAGGCCCUGGCUCUGCACAAUGCUAAAGCCCACCCUGGGGUGUCAGGGGGCUCUGUCUACGCUUCCCUGCAUGUCAGGAAGAGAGAUGGUGCGACCACCGUAGAGCAGAGCCUGUUCACGACCAAUGGGGAGGACUCGCGCGAGACUGCAAUCUUCCUCACUAAAACACCUAUAGUGAGGGUGAUGAAGGCCAAGGGAGAGCACAAGAAGAUUGUGGUCUCCCACACGGUGGAGGUGCGGAGGAUAGACACUGGGAAGAAAAUGGAGCGGACAGACCCCACCAUGUUGACGAAUGUGCCUGAACUACAAAAUGGGUCUCUCAGUGGGACCGGUGGUGCUGCUAUGUUGAGAAACCCUGUCACUCAUGUGAUAACAACAGUGCCCAAUCAAACCUAUCACCAGCACAGCUCUCCCACCUUCUCCUCCUCGGAUUCCAGCAAAAACCUUCCAAAGGUGAUGAUUCCCCUGAGCAGCAUCCCCACUUAUGAUGCUGCCAUGGACACCAGUAGCUUUCUCAAGACUUCCUUUGGUAAGUUCCCCUACCCGACCAAAGCUGAGCUCUGCUACCUGACUGUGGUCUCUGAUUGGCCAGAGGAGCAGAUCAAACUGUGGUUCACUGCCCAGAGACUCAAACAGGGGAUCAGCUGGUCCCCCGAGGAGAUAGAGGAGGCCAGGAGGAAGAUGUUCAACACGGUCUUCCAAGGAGCAGCACCCCAAAAACAGCCCCCCAAGCAACGGCACACAAAUCACAUUGUGACCCAUCACACUGUCCAUGCCCAGCCUGCUCCAGUGGGCCCCAGCCACCAGGCUGCCAAGGUGACCCAUGGCAGUGUAGUGAGCAGGCAUACUGGAGUCAUAUCCACUUCGGCUAGCAUGUCAGCCGCUGGUCACCCGGUCACCACUAGGGUCUCUUAUGCUACCCCAACCAUGAUCCCCCCAAAAUAUCAGACUGUAGUCAGCAGAACAACACAGGUAGUGGCCAGGAACACUAUCCCCACUACUGUGGCCAGCCAGGAGUCUGACAAGACUGUUGCUCUGAGGCUGGGCAACAGUUGUGUCAUUAGCACCAGCGGCAGAAGCAGCAGUAACAGUAGUAGUUGCAGUAGCAGCAGCAGUAACAGUAGUAGUUGCAGUAGUAGCAGCAGCAUCAGUAGUAACUCCUCCAUCAGUAGUAACAGCAGGGACCAUGGCACUAGGAAACCAAUGAACAACAUCAGUUCCAGCAACAGCAUUGUCAGUUGCUCCUCCAACAUUGGCAACAAAGAUGACUGUAGCACUGACAGCCAUGACAAACCAAACAAUCAAAGCAGCAGACAUAUUAGCAUUGCAUCUGUCUUGGACGGCUUCAGCAACAGCAGCAACAAAGGUAAAGUGAUCAUGAGUAACACCAGCAAAUCUAACGUUAUCGCCUAUAACAUUCAUAGCAAUGGCAACACAGCUAACCAGGAUCAGUACACAUCAACAAAGAACGAUGAUGACAGUAACAACAACAAUAUCCACAAGUCCAACAAUGGCAAUUUUAGCAGUGGCUACUCCAGCACUAGAAAUAAUGAUAGUGUCAACAACCUGAACCUUGCCAGCAAAGCCCAAAACGAAAACACCAGCAUCAGUGUCAUUACCAAAAGCAGCAGUAGCAGCAACAGCAUAUCUAUCAUUAAGGAUGGCAAAUGCAUCAAGGAGGUUCCUAUGAAAGCUAUAUCAGUCUUGCGGCAGCUUAUCAAAGAGGAAGACCAUUUUGGGGACGACAGAACCUGCCCUGAACUAAAAGUUGACCCCAUCAAGAUCAACCUGCAGAGGCUCAUGGUGAGCGAUCCAGCUGCCAAACCUGGUUCAGAGGCCUUCCCUCCAGAGCUCAAGUCUGAGACACAUGUCUCAGACCUGUCACACCCAUCCAAGAAAAGCCCCCAGCAGGUACACCUUUUGAGGCUGGCAUUCACCAGCACACGGUGGCCCAGCAGCCAGCAGUAUGAGGAGCUGAGUAUCAUGACGGGCCUGCCAAAUCCAGAGGUGGUCCGCUGGUUCAGCGACAGCCGCUACAUCCACCAGAACGGCCAACUGAAAUGGCUGGAGGGCUACCAGUGCCUACCUGUAGAGGGAGAGGAGGGAAAGGGCCACAGAGACUCUGAAGCACUGAUCAAUCCCCAGGAGGUUAAUAGGAAACUAGUGGAGCAGGAGGUGAACAAGCAGCUUAAUGAAGGACCUAAGGAGCUCCACUCAGGGCAGCUGGGAUUCUGGUGGGGCGCAGACACACAGAAGCCACUGCUGAGUCCAACAGAGCCAGAGGAGACUGGGGAGAGAGGGAGAGCUGUGGAGACAGAAGGACUACAUGGUCACUGGGCAGAGAGGGAGGAUGACCACCCUCAGCCGGUUAGCAGCCAGGCCUUUGGGGAGAAGCAGGCAGAGGCCAGGGAUCGUCUGAGGAUAGAGCUGCUUGAAGUCUGAUGGAGUGGCCCAAACGUACUAGGGGUAAAGGAUGGGUUGGCUGUCCGGCUUUACAGAUGGCCAUGGUCUGGUGUGUUCAUUAUGACAGCAGAUGUGAUUGUAGCUGGACCGUUGGACUGUAACUGUGAAUACCCCCAUCACUUCCUGCCAUCCUCUAAAGAAAGAACUUCUCACCUUUUGAGUCCUGUGAUGUUCAGGCCUUUCUUCAUUCUUCUUUGUGGUCGUGUGGGGAAUGGGAUGGUGCACAUAGAGGGUGGUAAGCCAGAUGAGACAGAGAGAAGACUAACACUGACUGGACAACUGACUUGAAUGAGGGAAGAUGGGAGAGGGAUAAAGAGAUACUGUUUAGGGAAAGGGAGAUGUAUAUGAUUGAAACUGCACUAAAGAGGGGUUUUGUUGACUGGACAAAAUGAGCAGUGUCUAGGAGAUGUUAUUGUUGGCUUUGAUAUUUGUAACUUUUUUUUUUAGCAACCAGUACUUCAGCACUGCCUUGAAUUUUACUUUCCUCCGUUAAUUGGUUUUUCAAUUUUACUUACUCUUCUUCUAUAGUCACUGUAAGUCCAGAAAUAAUUGAGCCUCUAGUUUUAUUUAUCUCUGUAUAAAUGUUGGUGAUCACUCAACAGUUCAGCUACAGCAGCGUUUCCCAAACUUGGUCCUCGGGAGCACAUUUUGUUUUUUGCCCGAACACUACACAGCUGAUUCAAAUGAU